Leishmania braziliensis MHOM/BR/75/M2904 is the source of this 978-nucleotide messenger RNA. Its product is annotated as mutt/nudix family protein-like protein. Gene Ontology annotation, cellular component: cytosol. The record is from RefSeq and is a predicted model, not a curated record. Gene Ontology annotation, biological process: NAD+ catabolic process; NADP+ catabolic process. Gene Ontology annotation, molecular function: NADH pyrophosphatase activity. The transcript has a single exon. NCBI's taxonomy places the organism in Eukaryota, Euglenozoa, Kinetoplastea, Trypanosomatida, Trypanosomatidae. The coding region runs from base 1 to 978 and encodes 325 amino acids.
AUGAGCCGGCUUCUCGAGUUCACCUUCUCCGGCGGUCAGCUGCGUCGCCUGGAGCAGGAGCGCAUGGGCCCCGGAUUCCAGGUCCAGCGCCUGCAGCCCUCGUACAAGCCACGCGUAGUCAUCGUAAGCAAGGAGAAUGUGGCCUAUGUGCCACGCACCCAGCGUCAGCCGAAUGUGGGGUGGUGGCACCACUCGCUCUGUGAUGGGCUCCUCACAGUGAAGGACCUCAAGGAACUCAUCUAUGUUGGCGAGGAUCAACGAACUGGCGAGAACAUCUUUUCCUCCAUGGCCGACAACCUCGCCGGGCCCCGACUGUCGCAGCUGGCCUGGGCGCCCUCAAAGGACGGGUGCGUCUUCGAGAUGUCUCGGUCGGACCAGGCGGCCUACGGCCUCGCCAUAUCGCUCGUCCGCUGGCACGCCUCCAACCGGUUUUGUGCCAACUGCGGUACCAAAACGGACACGACGCACGACGUCGGCUUCAGCCGGUUGUGCCCCGAGUGUAGGCAGCAGCGCUUCCCCCAAAUUAUGCCCGCGGUGCUCGUGGCGGUCAUGGACGGCAAGGGCAACGUCAUCCUGUCGCAGCGGCGCAAGAAGAGCCAACUCCUGACGCUCCUCUCCGGAUUUAUUCUGCACGGCGAGUCAGCCGAGGAGACGGUGCGGCGUGAGGUGGAGGAGGAGACCGGCGCCAAGGUGAGCGAGGUGCGCUACAUCGGUUCUCAGCCGUGGCCGCAUCCGUACCUGAUCAUGAUGUGCUACUACGCGGUGGCGGACGCGUCACCGACUCUUGCAGUGGAGGUGGCAGAGCUGAAAAGUGUGAGUUGGGUGAGCAAGCAGGACGUCCGUUGUGCACUUGAGGGGCGGCACUCGGACAUCAAGUUGCACGGCCCAGGCACUACGCCGUAUGCAAUGUUGAAGCCGUGGGUCGACGGUGAAGUGGAUGACUACGGACGAGUCAUCAAGCCGCAGAGCAGACUCUGA